This is a messenger RNA of Stylonychia lemnae, 711 nucleotides long. The record is from the annotation of a GenBank genome assembly. Lineage: Eukaryota; Ciliophora; Spirotrichea; Sporadotrichida; Oxytrichidae.
AUGAUAUCUAAACUAGCAACUUUGUCGAUCAUAUGCUUAAUUGGAUCAAUAACUGCUUCUCAUGAUCAUGUUCACUAACACUCUAAAAAGCAUUUCCUUAAACAAGCUAACCAAUAAUAAGAAGAGGAAAAUGGAAAUGCAGUGGAUCCAACGAAAGGAUGGAAAGAAAUCAAGUUAGAUUACUACGUCUAGAAGCCAUGGAAUAUUCCUCUAAAUGAGAGAUAUCAGUUCAAGGAUGGUGUUCAUCACUUCCUUGUUUACAAAAAUGAUUUACCCCAUACAAAAACUUCUCAUACUCAUCCAAGAACAGAAAUGGCAAUCGAGCAUGGAUGGACAACUGGGAAUAAUCAAUUUGAGGGUGAAGUAUUUGUGCCCAAAGGAACUUCAGGAGUUAAUCUACUUCAAAUCUUUGGAGGAGAUUCGAGCAAGGGUAUUGCAACUUCCUUUAUGAUGCAAAUAUUCGAUGGAACUAUAAAGCAUUACACUAAUGAAGUUAUCUAAAAAAACUGUGACGAUAGAUGGAUUAAAGUUAAUCUCAUUCACAAUGCUGAUUCAGGGAAAAUUCAAUUGUUCCUUGACGGAGUUAAUGUCUUCAACUCUCAUGAUAAUGGUCACGAUACUCAUUCAUUUAAAUGCGGUGCCUACUCAUCAAUCAAUGCCUCAGAUAAAAUGAUUGUUCUUUGGAGAAAUCUCAAAAUCUUUGUUAAGUGA